AUGAAAGGCAAAAUCCUCCCCAUACACCUUGUCGGGUGGAGUGGAAUGAAAAGUCACUGGUGGCAAUUUGUCAUUAUUGGGGUUUUAUUGGCUUGCAUUGUUGUGGGAUCUCUGUACAUUAUUGGGUCUGGGUUGAGAAAAGUGUUUGUGUACCUCAAGUCAAGGGCCAGAUCUCAUAAAAAAGUACAUCCGAGCAUAUUGAGGCGGCUCGAAGAAAUCUCGAGCCAAGUUUGGAACUUGAACCAACUUCACUCUGGCAAAAAGCCAUCCUCAUUUGGUGUGUACCUUGGAAGUUUCAGUGAUCCGUUAACAGAGGAACAAGAGCGGAUCUUACAGCAAUGGGACAUCUUGAUCGUGGAUCCGUUCGAGGAAAAUGUCUUGAGCGCUAUAUCGAGGCGAGGAGGCGCAAGAUGCCUUGGCAGACUCGAUCUUGAGAGCAUACUGUCACAUGAACGAUCCGAAUUGACCAAAGUGGAACGAAUUGGAGGCAUCGUCGAAAGAGCCUUCAGUCAGAGCACCUUCUAUGGCGUGCUUUUUGCCAACUGGGAAGAGACAUUCUCUCCAUCCGUGCAGGAGAAAUUGUUCGAAGCCGUCAGCAGUCUCGGACUGGCAGUCUAUCUCGAGACACAGGGACCAGAAUUUUUGACAAAUCGAAACUCGUUGCAAAAUCAUGCCGUUUCUGGGCUUGUUAUUCGCAAUGCGACCAUCAUGCCCCAAGGUGAAAAGCGCGACUACUUCCAGAUGACCAACCUGCAACCAACUAUCAAGGCUUUUGUUUCAGAGGCAUGCAUGAGAGAUUUUGUCGUUCUUGCAUGGGAGACAACUAGUAAUGACGUGAGCCUCUCCAAUGCAGUAGUUCGUAGGACUCUGCAAUGGUGCAACUUCUACAGUGUUGUUCCUUGGAUCGGCCAAGAAGUUGCCCUCCAGGAUGCCGAGUUGAACAAACGUACUCUUGAGCCCCUUCCAGCGUUUAGUUGGUUGAAGGAACCAGAGGUCAUGAAAGCACAUGAAGUAUGGCGCUCAACAUCUAAUCUUUCCGACAGCAACGCAGAGACUAGAUGGUCGACCUUGGCUGAUCUGUUUCCUGCUAUUCAUGCUUUCCUCGAGUCAAGAGAGCUCAAAACAGAGUCGCCCGGACUGGGAAAACUGCGUCUCCGAGAGCCCCCUAAUUGGGUUGCUCAAGGUAAAUCUCAAGGGAAUCCCUUGUCCAUUUCCAUGUCCGGACAGGAAUACGACUAUCUCGGCUGCUUCCCAUUGGGGUCAAACCCUACAACAGUUGCCUUCGCGGAAAUAUCCCAGUCUCAGCAACGCCUCAGGAGCCUUUCGCUCCUUCACCCGGUGCCCAGGCUCCAAAUCCUGGAGAUGGGUACACUCUUUGGUCGGUUCGCAGAGAUCCCUGAUAUCUCUGACCGUGACCCGCAGAUUUUGACCACGAUCCGCGAGCUUGCUGAUCUUGCAUCAAAAGAGAUCUUAAGAGUAAGCCUGGUAUUGGAUUCAGGCCUGACCAAGGCAAAAAACUCCAGAUUUUGGGCUGUUUACCAAGUUGAUAGCGAGGGCGUGGACAUUUUUGUAUCGAAGAACGCCCAGGGAUUGGUCGGAACAGUUUUGCAUACCUUCCUAUCCGCAAAGGGGUUUCCUCGUGAUAUCUGUUUCGAGAUGGAAACUGCAUUGGCGGCUUGGUCUCAUGAUCUCGCGCCUAAUACUCAUCUCCCUCGCCGUCUCAUUCAAGAUAUUGAUUCUCUCAGCCCGGAAGAGAGGUUACUCACCCUGCAGCAUCUCUCGCUCACCGAUGCUCACAGCUCAUUAUCGCGGAAUAUAUGUGCAUACAUCCGCAGGCAGCUGAUUGACGGCCCCUCAUUCACGCAGCUAAAGGAGCUUAAUACCAUCGGUUAUCUUCAAAAUUCGACUACUGUUGAAGAACUCGUGAGGAGCAGGGUUGAAUGGUAUCAGGAUCAAGGGCUUGAGCACCCGUCGACUUCUAUAUCGAGAGACCUUUUUAAUGAAGUUGAUGCAGUUUUCUCGACAGUAUUAAGGCAGCACCGAGAGGACCAACUCGCUAAAAUCACGGAAGGGCUUUCUAGCCUCGUGCAAGAAGGCUUUGUCGACCCUUACGUGGACAUGGUAGCAAUGGCUAUAUUUUGUGCAGCGCGGAAAGGAGCCUUUGACGAGAUUUUCGAAGAAGUGACAGAUCGCAACCCUCUUUUCAACCAACACCCAGACCAAGCGGCUGCAUUCGCCGAGUCAUUUGCCCUCGGAUCUCGUUGUGAUGCCUAUUUUGAUGUUUCGCCGAGCGACUUCGGGAAGCUCCUGUCUGAUCGAUUCCGGGCUUAUUACAUGAAACAUCAACCGCCUAGUUGGAUCAAUGGCGCACCUCAAAUGGCCACUUCUUAUGCUGGUGCUCAAAUUGACGUCAAUCCUGAAGAUAAAACAACGCCUAUGCGGGGAUACCAGCGAUUCACCUUUCUUAGUGUUUUUGCUAUCCCUGCGCUGAUCGAUAUUCUCCUGCUCACCAUCAUCGGCCGUGGUCUAUAUUUGUCGUCGAGUAUGUCGCUUGAUGACCAGAGUAGCGCUACCAUGGCGCUAAUGAUAUCGCUUCUCCUGUCGGGUGCCAUUGGCACCUGGAUAGCCUGUGGUGGGCCGUACUAUCUCAUUUCUAUGGCAUUCGCUGCUGCCAACAUGUUUGUGCUGAUCCGGCUUAUCGCCGGUAUUGCCUUCACCGUGGCAGGAGGGUUGAUUGGUUUUGUGGCCUUUUCUGCGGUUAAAGGUCCAAAGGCAGGCAUCAUCUUCUACCUUUACCUGGUUGCGCUCACCACAUACUUCUCGACCUUUGCUUCCCUCGCGAGCUUCAGCUAUCCCGGAUCAACAUUCCUGUCUGGUCGGAAGGCAAUCAUCCUUUGUAUUCCGAUUUUGUUCUUGGGACCCAUCGUAACACCAUUUUCCGGGCAUGAUGUGGCUAUUUAUCUCGCCAUCAUCUACGUAUUUAUCGGUGUUCUUCUCCUGUCUCUUCGCUCCACAAUGUCAAAAUGGGUUACAUGGUACCAGUCUAUCCGACACACCGAUGAUACUGAGAUUCGCAAGUGGUAUAUUUCUGCACACGGAGAAAACAGCGAGAAGGUCUUCGCUAAUUUGAGCGACCCCGCUGCCCUGAAGCUUUCAAGAAAGGCCCUUCUGGAUGCUGUUAUGACAGAAAGAUCGCGGGCCUUCUUCGUCAAGGGCACAAAGGACUCUUUAGUCAAGGAGCUUGCUCGGGACUGGGAAUCCACAAACUUCCUGCUUGAUUGGUACUGCCGCUAUGCAGACGUGCCACGUCCAAUCCCGUUCAGCUCAGGCUGGAACAUUCAGACAAAAGUGGCAUUGGAUACUUUGCGUAGCUCGCAGAAGGGUCUCCGUCUCCACAAUGCCUUCAUCCACUGGCGUCAAUCCAGCCAGGAGAUUGGUUGCGGCGUUCUCUACUUUGUUCUGGCGCUUCUCGACAAAUGGAUUACUUUGCUAUGUGGUGAUCAUCUUCUUGCUCUGACUGGCUCUCUGACAGAUCGGAACCGUAAAGCUGUUGGGUUCGCACUGGCUUACUACCUGAUCGGCGCCGUUCUCAUCGACACAAAAGCCCAAGAACUGCAUACUGCGAUCGGUGGAAAUAAGCCUAGUGCUGUCAAGGUAUCCAAGGACAUUCAUGCCUCACAAAAGCGAGAUGUUCAGUUCCGACGAAAGGUCUACUGGCGAACAUUAUUCAAAUUUCUUCUUUGGCAUGUCUGGAGUCUUGCGUUAUCGACUACUCUCCUGUGGAUUUUCCAAGAAUCAGAAGAGGCUAUGAUCGAGUUCUUUGCUUAUAUCAUUGCCUAUACUGGGCUGAUCUGGUAUCAGUAUACCAAGAUCUUCACCGGGCCUCAUGCAUUGAAGCCACUUCUUGUGGGUCUCUGUGUAGGAUUACCGGUCGGCAUCUCUCUCAAAUUGACACUACCUCAGUUCCCUUACUCGGAAGUAAUUGGGCUCGGCGCCGCAACUUGGACCGUGGCAAUCUUGGCUCUUUUUAACUCGAGGAUGGGCAUGCCUCCCAAAAUUGACUCUCUAGUGGAGCUUGGCAAGACUUUCCACGCAUUCACAACUCCCUGGUCUGAUCCUGAGUGGUCCCAGCAAGAACUCCAGAGCUUCUUCGAUCGUCUGUCUCUUCUGGCCUAUGAUUGUCGGUAUCGCAUCGAUGCCACUGGCCACCCGGCCGUCGAAAUCAAGAGCAUUCUCCGCAACCGCAAGGAGGAACUUCGGAUCCAGGAAGCUUUCCCUAACUCCCGUGAUAUCGUUGAGUCUGCAAUAUUUCUAUGGGAAAACGGCGAAAUUGAAAUUGAGAUUGUUCCUAGCGGCUGCCUGGGCCCUUCUAUCCAAGCUCUGGCUAGCAGUUCUGGGAAGCAACUCCACCUGGCUGUGAGCCUUGGAGGUGUAAGCAACCGGGGCUCUCAGAUCACCGCCAAUUGCCAGAUUAUUGCGGAGACUUUGGUUCAUGCAGUUGCAGAGAUGAUUAUGGGCAUUCCCCAUGAGUAUGCUGUGUUGACAGAAUCCAUUGUCUCAGGGGGCGUGAGCAACACUAUGGCACAACAGCUACGGGAAGAACCUAACCCGGCUCUCGUUGUUCGCUGGGCUAAAAAUGAACUUCUUCGUCAACUCUGCUUAGGGUUCGAGCCAGAUAUUCACUGGGACAAAUUGCCCGUUGAAGUGCGAGAACUGUUGCUUAGCCGCUGCCUGGGUGAACAGUCCCAUCUGUCCGAAGAGGAACACCAAUGGCUUGAGCAUAGCCUAUGUCAGUUUGACACUAACAGCCUUGACGUUCACGUCGCGAGAUGUAACCUUGGUGCAGUCAUUGCCGCAAGCAUCCUUGACUACGCUCAUUAUAGCACCGAGGACGUAUACCCCAAAGAGCCAGAGACAUAUGGAUACAUUCCAUACGUGCCUCGGAGACUUCCAAUACUUCUCUCGAUGGUCCACUCUCCAUUCAGCUUCCUAUACCACAAGCUUGGAAGCAUUAUAAAGUUCAUUGUGAUUGCUCUAGUCGCCGAUCCCGAAUUCCAACGAGAGUUUGACCAUGUUGCAAAAUCGCUUCCAACCGUCGUCCGGGUACCAUCAGUAUUCAUACUCAACAUGCUGUGGAUAUACGCCAAGAUGGCGCAGGAUCUAUGUUUAUCUAUCUUCCUCUUCCAUGGCCGCAGUAAUGUCCAAUGUCUGUGGGAGGAGACGAAGGGCAUGACCAUCCACAUUAAGAAGAGCAGGGUCAUCAUCCGAAAUCUGGACGGGACCUUCACAACAUUUAGGCACAAAGAGCGUGACGGCAGCUCUAAGGUAUACCAAUAUGCUGGCGAGCACAAGAUUGAGCCCAAGGACAUGAGUGCCCUGAAGUCUGUGAGUGCGUACUCAAAGGAGAUGCUGCUUCAGACCAAACGGGAGCUUAAGAACGGCAAAGUCAUCAACGAGUACCAUUAUGACUACCGGCUGCCCUCCAAGAAGGGACUGACGCUUGAAAGAUCGACUUCAACAAAGAUCCCGAUUGCGCGUCGCUGUGUACAGGGCGACAACUAUCAGCAGAAUGUUCAAUACAACCGCAAGGGUCUGAUCGAAGCAGGUUCGUACAUGAAGGACGGUAACCUAGUCCGCUUCAAGUAUCAUUAUCGCAAGAACCCGCAAUUUGGCGAUGAGCUGCUCCGCGCGGAGUUCGUGUUGUCCCACAUUACUUGCACUGUGGCUUGGUGUGCUCCUCCCCGGCGUCACCCUGAAAAAGUCGAACGGUGGAUUCCUCAUUCGAAGGUGACUGAGGCAACUUUCGUCCAAGGAGCCGAUGUCUUCGAGAGCAGGUGGCUUUACGACCACAAAUUUCAUCCCACCAUUUUCACGACUGUCAAUGGGCAAAAGAUACAGACUCCGCCAAUGAUUGAGCACGAUUACCUGGGCGUCCUCUCCAAGCCUAAGAACACUGGAUUCAUUCACGACAACCCGUUCUUCUAUUGCGACAGUUUGACCUCGAACAUAUUCACCCGAGCUCUUGGAAUGACCAAAAAACAGUUCCCCGUAUCGACAUCUCGUGCAAGGUCUCUCAUGUGGAAAGCGUGGAAAGGCCGUGCUGACUUUGACGGCAUCAUCGUCCGCUGGAUGGACGAUCGGAUUCUGCGCCGAGACAGGGUCCUUGCACCUUACUGGCAAAGCCGCGACUGGGGUAACUUGACUGCGGCCAAAGAAUAUAUGGACCUUCGUGCGGAUGCUAUCAUGGCCAGCGCUGAUCUGGAUGACGAUAUCUCCAGCUGGACACCGCUGGCUGUGAAGAUCAGCGAUUUGUUCAACUUUGGACCUGGAGGCGAUGCCGUCGUUACCACUCGAUCGAAAGACUUCGCCUCGGACACCGACACGACUCUUCAUGUCAUGGCUGCGGAUACUGGUACUUGGCCCAACGAGGGAGGUGGUGUUUCUGCCUGCCGCCGAGACAUGAUCAACUCCCUGCGCAGCAUCAAAUGGCACAUGAUAUGUGAGUCUGCUAAUGACUUUGGUAUCCCAAAGCACCAAACGGAGCAAAAUGUUCAGUCCUUGAAAGUGAUCCCACUUUGGGGCCUGGAUUUCCUCACUCCGACUCACGGGCUGUUCCAGAACAAGCUCGACUCGGAGGUUGAGAACGUUACCUCCGCAAGUGCUUUCGACAUCAAGAUCAACUUUAUUCCUAUCCUGACGGCACUUGUCAAGGGUGCACGGGCUGUCCAUCUGUCCAAAGCUGAUAUCCAUCAGGCAACCAGAGCCCUCGUGAAUUUGAAUACCUACUUCCAAGAGUCUCGUCAUUGGUCACAAGUGUGGAAUAGUGAGACCGUGAAGCAGAGCUGGCGGGAGCUUUGGCUGACGCAAGAGAUGCCCAACACGAUCCCGUCGUCGCAAUGGCUCGACACUGAACUUCCAACGCUCUCAUCGCUUGACAUUGCCCUCGAGCUUUGGUACCGCUACCUUUUCAUCUUCUCGAUUCCUGUGCCAGAUAAGAUUCCUGGGGUAUUCCAAGCUUCGCACCACAGUGUCAGUGCUUCCUACGGAGUACUCUGCAAGAUCAAGAGGAAUUGUACUCUUCAAAUUUGGGAUCAUGCCAUCAGUUGGCGAGAAACAAACCUCUGUCUGUCUUCUGCUUUGUGCAAGCUUCCUCCCUUCGUUCGGAACUGCUUAAUUGGGCUUAUGCGGGUCACGUCGGUCUUGACCUUACAUCACGCCGAUGUUGUUUUGCCAUGUGCAGACUUUUUCAAUCCCGGGUGGGAGGUCGAGAUCGGGACCUGCCAGGGCUCCAUCGAGCACCGGAAUGUCUUCCGACGCAAGGUCGAUCCGGUGGUAAAUGGUAUCACUGAUAUGCAGAAGUUCACGCCGGUUGAGAAGAUUAAGUCGGAGCGCCCUACCGUUACGAUGCUCUCACACGUCUGGUAUGCGAAGGACAUCAAGACGGCGCUAUUGGCUGCAGAUAUCAUCAUCAACCAAUGGAAAUUCGAUGACUACCAUCUUGACAUCUACGGUGCUAUCGAUAAGGCACCGACGUAUUCCACGGAAUGUCAGGAGAUAAUUGCAUCGAAAGGUCUUCGCGGGCGGGUUACUCUCCGUGGAACAGCCGACCCGAUGAAAGUUCUUGAGAAUACUUGGCUUUUCCUGAAUUCUUCACUUUCCGAAGGUCUCCCUCUGGCACUGGGAGAAGCAGCCCUCACCGGCGCUCCCGUAGUGUGCACAGAUGUCGGCGCGUCGCUGCGCGUGCUCAGCGACCCGGACGACUUCUCUAGAUUCAGCGCAGUGGUAGCACCAAACGAUGCGCUGGCGCUGGCCAAGGCUCAAAUUUCCAUGCUUGCCAUGCUCGGAGAAUGGACAAAGUAUGCUGGCGACACCGAGCCUGCCCCCGUGCUCACCUCGGCCCCUACUCCCGAAGAAGUGGCCGCCAUAACGCGUCGCAUGUAUGAGAAGAGCCAGCACCGCCGUGAACUGGGAAUGAAGACGCGCCAAAUUGUGCAGAAGUCUUUCAGUGGCGACCGCUAUCUUCGCGAGCACGAGCAAAUGCUCUGGAUUGGCAAGUCGAGGAAGAUGAUGGGCACUCGCACUGCGGGUCCUACGAUUGAGCCAACCGACGCGUCUAUGACACCAGAUGUGAUGAAUACAGUGGAAGAGGAUAUCAUCACCAUUCCUCCCAGCGCAGUCCACUCAUGGCGGUCGUCUAAUGUCUCUGGAAUGUCGACGCUGCACAGCUCGGUCGAGGGUUAUCCGGGCACGCUGAAACGGCCCAUCUCCAACAUCUCGGCACUCAGUCUGGCGAAUUCAAACGAGAACCGGUCAUCCGCCCGUCUACCUGUUUUUGCUCCUCGCCAUUCCAGGCUAUCUGAUAUAUCUGUUGGCGAUUCGUCAGGACAGAGGUCACCCGGAGGGCUUGCAGUUCCGUCGAAUACGCGGCUUACUCUGGGAAAUCGCAGUCGCUCGUACAGGGCAAGCCGAUCUGUCUCCACGGCAGGGCGAGAGCAAUUACGCGGUCUCGAUCGGGCAAGCUUGAUGCAGUACCGCAACUCGGAUGUCAGCUCUAUCAUGCGUGAAGAAUUCUUCAGCAAGCCCGGCAUGUUUUUUAGUGGCUAG
Penicillium chermesinum is the source of this 8604-nucleotide messenger RNA. It is a transcript of the gene gtb3, whose product is annotated as glycosyltransferase family 4 protein. Gene Ontology annotation, molecular function: glycosyltransferase activity. The record is from RefSeq and is a predicted model, not a curated record. The coding region runs from base 1 to 8604 and encodes 2867 amino acids. Lineage: Eukaryota; Fungi; Ascomycota; Eurotiomycetes; Eurotiales; Aspergillaceae. The transcript has 3 exons.